AUGCUCGCACGCCUUGGUCUGGUAGGGCUUGUGGCCACUUGUGCCUCAGGGGCCUAUGUGCAAUGGCAGGACUGUGACGGACCUUCAAGCAAGACAGAUGUCUUCGUUCCCCAGAGUCUGAGCGCCACUUUGGUGCCAUCAGACGACGGUCGCCAUAACCAGUUGACUCUCCGAGUCGGGAGAUGGCUGGAAGAAGCGGAAUGCCAUGACCUAGCCCGAAUGAUGCCCUCUGCGACAAUAGAGUUCGAGAUGCUAGGCCGGUCUGCCGCGUAUCGUACCACGACCAAGGCAAUAUGUCAGAAGCUCAACUUCUCCAAGAAUUGGCGCUCACCGCUGGUCCAUCCAGCCAGCCUAUAUCUGUCUGUCUCGGAAGAUAUCGGCUAUCUGCCACCGUUGUCAACGUUCCACACGACUCUGCACCUAGAGGGAAACGACUCGGAAGAGAUCAGCUGUCGGAAAGCAAAUAUCACUCCGGCCCUCAGUUCAACCGUCACCUCAAUCGUCACUUACUCGACGUGGGCCGUCUUUGUCUUCAUACUUUUUGUCGGCAUCCUACGCUCUGCUCAUAGCACUCCGAUUAUAUUGCAUGAUGUGGAUGACGAAGAACGACGCUCCAUCGGCAUGGUUCUACCAAAUGUGGGGGACUGUCUCCAGUAUCUUCAAUUCAUCUUCUUGACUGGCGGGCUCAGUUUGCGGUAUCCUGGCUUCUACCAACCUGUGGUUAGCCACCUCAAUUUGUUCUCUCUCUUUGUCAACGGCCCAAUCACCCAUGGAGUGGUGUACGAUAGGGUUGAGGACGGUAUCUACGUAAUGAAUGGCACGUACGGCGGUACAUUUGGCCUGGAACUGAUGACACAGAUCGCUGGCGCGCCGAUGACAAUGGACACAUGGUUGAACAUGGUCGUCCUCAUGUUCAUCAUAGCCGCAGGUGUCGCCUUGGUCCUCGAGGUCUUCUGGUUCAUUAAACGGGCCUGUGACUCCGACAGCGAGUUUCCACGGUCGGCCGGUGGCAUGAGAGACACAUGUAGUCGCGUCUUGCAUGGUAUGUUGUCAUAUUUCAUGUUUCCACUUGCAGCAUUGUCUUUUUACCAGCUUGAUAAUGCCUCUACCCUACCCGCGUACCAUACAUCAAUGGCUGUCGCCCUCAUUGUCGCCAUGAUGGCCGCUUUUAUCUGGCUCAUCCGGCAGAUUCCUACUCGCAGCCUAGGCAUUCUAGUUUUCGAUAGCACCAAGCGUUAUCAACAACUCCCCGCUCCGGAUGAUUUUCGCCGUCGGGAUGGAACCUUCAUCUUCGUGUUAUUUGCCCUCGCCUUUGUCAGAGGCGUAGCUGUCGGUGGCUUGCAGAUCUCCGGGCCUGCUCAACUGGCCGUCCUCGGCGCAUGCGAGCUUGUGCUCUUGGCUAGCAUUGCCGGGUUCCAAGCAUACUCGACAUUCUCCAUCGGCAGCAUUGCAGCGGCCACCAGGCUUUGCAGCUUGAUUUUCCUGAUCGCAUUCCUACCCGGACUUGCCACAACGAACGGGGUCAAGAGUGUCAUCGGAUAUCUACUUCUAGCUGUUCAUGGUGGUAUGCUCUUACUCGGCUUUUUUAUCCCUUCCGUGUGUAAGCUGUCGCGACUUGUCAGGAGCUGGUGGACAGCACCGCAACCUGAGAUCUAUGGUCUUCGCCAGCUCCGUCGACGCGAAGUGUCGAGAACAAACCUUGCCUCAAUGCACACUGCUCGCACGCCAGACACACCAUAUCCAGAGCCGAGCGCCGUCGAGGAACCCAACGCGGGCUACCUCCGACCGACGUAUCGGGCGGACAGUCCCAGUACUACUCGUCUAGAUUCCUCAACUACCUCGAGUCGAUACUUCCGUCCGCCGCGAUCCAGCGCGUCUGUCUCGUCUGUCGAGAACCCGCGCAGUCUAGGCUCCUCCUUGUACAGUUCUUCUACGCCUUCAAAAACGGCGUCGACAUCAACGACGUUUUUGGACCAGCGUUCUGCUCAGCAAUCCGGGUCAAUCAUUUCGCCCAGUCGAUUGUCCGAGCCGACCGAGGAGGAGUCCAAUUCGUUGUCCCAGAGGUCGCCCGCCAGGCCCAGUGAUGAACCUCUCGGCCCACGGUGGAACGACUAUUCCUUCCGGGAAGCGGAUCUCUAUUACAACGUACCUCCCCCGCCGCCAGCAGAGAGGGCAUCAGAGGAAUUGCCCAUAACGCCAGCUGCCCGGUCCUCUUUCCGAUCUUCGUCUGGGCUAUGGGCAAGAGUCACUGGCCAAUCCGGGACGGGUGAACAGGGUUUCCAAGUUUCUCGACCUCGACCGGCCUCGGAGCAGGGUUUCGUGGUUGUUCGACCCGUUAGACCGAGUAAUCUUGGCAACGGUGCUCCUGGCAGUGUGCCCAGAGCAUCACAAUAA
Molecule: messenger RNA, 2394 nt
Organism: Colletotrichum orchidophilum
Lineage: Eukaryota; Fungi; Ascomycota; Sordariomycetes; Glomerellales; Glomerellaceae
Exons: 2
Coding region: 1-2394 (797 amino acids)
Biological process (GO): transmembrane transport
Source: RefSeq, a predicted model, not a curated record